AUUUGACGUAAUGCCGUACAUCCAAUAGGAGAGGACGUUUAUAUCACGUGACGCGAGGUCAACGGCUCCUGUAAACAAACUUAGCUGGAAGACAGCGCGGCGCCAUGUUGCUGUUGCUGCCGCGUGCAGUGACGUCUGUCUGCAGCAGGGAGGGGGGCCGGCGACACUUCUGGGGGUGGCUGAACGCCGUUUUUAACAAGGUGGACCACGACAGGAUCAAGGCGGUCGGUCCGGAUCGAGCUGCAGCAGAGUGGUUGCUCCGGUGCGGCGCCAAAGUCCGGUUCCGGGGUUUCGACCGCUGGCAUCUGGACUACAACGCCCUGCCGACAGGACCGCUGGACAGGUACCAGAUCCAGGGCAUCGACGCCACGGAGUCCUGCAUCAUGGUCCAAGGGUUCGACCACCUGGAGGGUCUGCGGCACGUGGAGGAGAUCAAACUCUGCAGGUGCGUCUACAUCCAGGACGCCUGUCUGGAGCGGCUGAGCGGCGUGGAGAACCUGCAGCAGAGUCUGCUCAGCAUGGAGGUGGUGUCGUGUGGAAACGUGACGGACAAGGGCGUGGUCGCCCUGCACCGGCUCAGGAAUCUGGAGUCUCUGUUUCUCAGCGAUCUUCCUGGAAUAAAAGACAAACAGUCGACCGUGGACAGACUGCAGAGGGCGCUGCCUCGCCUGGACGUCACUCUGGACCUGGACUGAUGCUCCACCGCCGCUCAGAAACCCAAAGCUGCUUCUUCUUUUUCUCCCGGACACAGAAGAAGCUUCAGACGUUUUGUUGGAUUCUUUGUACUUUAUUGAGAUGUUUCUACAUCAGAAAAUCCUGACAUCUUCAGUUUUCCUCCUAAAAUAAUUUGGCAUUUAUCCUAAAAUAAUCUGGAGGGCAGACGAGGGACUUGAACCCUCAAAUGUUGAACUUUUGUGACCGGAUCACUGCUGUGAAUAAAUCUGUAGAGUUUGGAUCUAUGUGA
Oryzias latipes (Japanese medaka) is the source of this 964-nucleotide messenger RNA. RefSeq names its product distal membrane arm assembly component 2 like (gene dmac2l). Lineage: Eukaryota; Metazoa; Chordata; Actinopteri; Beloniformes; Adrianichthyidae. The record is from RefSeq and is a predicted model, not a curated record.